AUCCCCAGUUUUCUGUUCCUAUAAAAUGGCUAAGAGCAAUCUGUUUCUCACUAUAAUCACUCUCCUGAAGAAAAAACUUCCUCUGCGCUCUGAGUAGAGCUUGUCAGGCGACUAGCUUUUGUUCAAUUGCCGACAAGAAUGUCAAAACUAUUCGGAGGAAAAGAUCCAUUUGAUGACCCUUUUUCUCUGAGCCAUUUGGUGGCUUCUUUGGUGGGAAGAAUCCAUUUGCUGACCCGUUUUUCGCUAGCCCUUUGGUUAUCCUCCUGCUUCGCGGAAGCAAAUUAGUAUUGAGGAAAUAAAUCCUGAUGAUGAUGAUGAUGGUGCAAACAUUUCAAAUGCUGGCAAAGAACUGAGCGUUGGGAAUCCAAAUUAUCAUGCGAAUGGUAGUGGAAGUUCUUUUAGUUAUCGAAGGGUUGCAUAUGGUGAUCAGGAUGGAAUGUACUAUACUUGCUCUGAAGGCAGGAUGAAUGGUGGCGAUGGGGUGUUUCUUGCGGAAAUGAAGGAAGAGGAUAAGAUAGUUGGUGAAUCACUGCACACAAUUUCAAAGGGAAUCCAUGAUAAGGGUCAUUCGGUCACAAAAAAGAACAGUUCAGAUGGUAGAGCGGAUUCAUUGCAGACUUUACAUAACUUGCAUGAAGACGAGCUUAAAGGUUUUGAAGAAAAUUGGAAAAAUAAUGCUGACAAGCAUUUACCAGGAUGGAGCAGUGGGUUCAAUAAGCUUGAGAAUUCAGAUGACGGGGACUCAUUCCAUGCUUUGAGACAAUCAAAUUUUGGGAGGAGCUAACUUGAUUGGAUGGGAUGGAUUUCCAACAUGGAGCGGCUGGGGUGGUUGGCUCCUCCAUCUAUAGAGUACUUUGGAGACGCUGGAGCAGCAGAACGCAGAUGGAGAAGGGAGGAGGAAAAAGGUUGUGCGAGUGAAUGUGGAGUAGGGCGUAAUGUUCUGGGAACAUUAGUUUAUUACUUUAUAUUAAUCAAUGCUUAAUGUGUGCUCUGGCUUGAAUUUGGCACCUUAAUGCUUGUUUUCAGCGUCUUCCACAUUGUGAACUUCUGGAUGUCGUCAAAUAACUAGUACAAACAUGGUUUUUGUCUGGUUGGUUGGGAUGAAUUUAGGCUCGUCUUUUCGGUAAAGGGGCAGAAUGGUGUAAUAUAUUGUGAAGAGGUUGUAACUCAUGUUAAGCUAUUUGUGUAAUUUCGUAAUAAAGAAAUAAUUAUCUUGUA
Molecule: messenger RNA, 1218 nt
Organism: Coffea arabica (coffee)
Lineage: Eukaryota; Viridiplantae; Streptophyta; Magnoliopsida; Gentianales; Rubiaceae
Source: RefSeq, a predicted model, not a curated record